This is a messenger RNA of Scomber japonicus (chub mackerel), 264 nucleotides long. RefSeq names its product protein S100-A11-like. The transcript has 2 exons. The coding region runs from base 1 to 264 and encodes 87 amino acids. Gene Ontology annotation, cellular component: perinuclear region of cytoplasm. NCBI's taxonomy places the organism in Eukaryota, Metazoa, Chordata, Actinopteri, Scombriformes, Scombridae. The record is from RefSeq and is a predicted model, not a curated record. Gene Ontology annotation, molecular function: calcium ion binding; transition metal ion binding.
AUGGAGUCUGCCAUUGCCAUACUGGUGUCCCAGUUCAAGAAGUAUGCUGGCAGCGAUGGUUCCUCUGACACACUGAGCAAAGACGAGUUCUGCAGAUUGGUUGCAUCAGAGCUCCCCAACUUUGUUAAGAAUGGUGAUGACCCCACUGUCACUGACCGGCUUAUGAGCUCAUUGGACAAGAAUAAUGAUGGAGAGCUCAACUUCCUCGAGUUCUGGCAGCUGAUUGGGCAUCUUGCAAGCAACCAUGGGGGAUUCAGCCAAUAG